Molecule: messenger RNA, 2003 nt
Organism: Nelumbo nucifera (sacred lotus)
Lineage: Eukaryota; Viridiplantae; Streptophyta; Magnoliopsida; Proteales; Nelumbonaceae
Product: GDSL esterase/lipase At5g03980-like
Molecular function (GO): hydrolase activity, acting on ester bonds
Source: RefSeq, a predicted model, not a curated record
UCCAACUUUUUAACCCUCACUCCUCUCUCUCUCGUUACUCCCUCAUUCGGUAGUUGGAGUUCGAAGUAGUAAUCUGAAAUUCAGAACCAAAACUCCGGUGACGGUGGCAACAAGCUUCGGCCCUUCAUCUCCCUCUUCUUAACCCUUACUUGGCAAGGGAUGCCGACUUCAGUCAUGGAGUGAACUUUGAAGUAUCUGGUUGUACAGCACAUGACACAUCCUUCCUUGCAAAAAAUAAAAUUCUACCUCCACUCACCAAUAGUUCCCUUUCAGUCCAACUUGGUUGGUUCAAAGACCAUCUAAAGUCCAUCUGUUACACCAAUACAGAGUGUCCCACAAGCUUAAAAAGGCCUUAUUUCUAGUGGGAGAGAUUGGAGGGAAUGACUAUAACUAUGCAUUAUUUCAAGGAGAAAACCAUAGCAGAGGUUCAGAGUUAUGUGCCUUAUAUUGUCCAGAAAAUCAAUGAUGCUACUAGAAAAAUGAUAGAUCAUGGUGCACAGACAGUGAUUGUUCCAGGGUAUUUACCAAUAGGAUGCCUGCCAAUUUAUCUCACAGCUUUUAGAAGCGAUGACCCAAUGGCUUAUGAUGAACUUAAGUGCCUGAAAGGCUUGAAUAACUUGGCAAUGUUACACAACGAUAACCUCCAAAGAGCCUUGAAACAACUGAGGAAGGAGUACCCUGAUGUCACUAUUGUAUAUGCUGACUACUACACAGCCCUUCAGUGGGUACUAAGCCAUGCUCCUCUUGUGAUGCAGAUUGAGCCAGAUGCCCUGAUGAUCGUAAAUCCGCAUGUGGCUAUUGUGUAUAUUUGGGAAACAAUCUCAUUGCGUGGAGUGCCAAGAAACAAGCAACAGUAGCUCGUUCCAGCACAAAGGCAGAAUUUCGAGCCGUUGCAAAUUCGGUGACAGAACUCAUAUGGAUCCAGUCCCUCAUUGCAAAUCAGGGUUUCUCAUCCACCUCUCCUCCAGUUGCUUGGUGUGAUAAUGUGGGGGCCACACACCUAACUACACACUCGGUGCUCCAGGCAUGCACCAAGCACAUAGAGGUUAAUUUUCAUUUCUUGCGAGAUCUAAUUCUCAAGCAGAAACUACUGGUGAAAUUCAUCUCCUCAAAAGACCAGAUAGCUGGCAUCAUGACUAAGGCUCUUCCAACACCACAGUUUCUUCAUCUCCGGUCCAAGAUGCAUGUCUUCACAAAGCCAUUUUGUUUGCGGGGGUGUGUUAAGGAUAAUGAGAAUCAAGAGUCCUUUGGAGAUCCGGAUCUAUCCUCCUAGGAUAAUCCCUAUCUACUACUUAGGAUAAUCUCUAUCCUGAUCCUACUGUAACUCAUCUUUUCUGUGAUUAUCUUCUUAUCUGUACAUUCUCUCAAUCCUUGUAGAACUCCAUUAUAAUGGUAAACAUCUCAUCUAUAAAUACCAUACGUCUGAUGGUAUUCAAUACCAUCGACAUUAUUCUUGAUCUCCAAUUAUUCUCUUGUUCUCAGUUCUUUUAUUUUCUUAACUUAGCUUGAUAGGAAAAUUAAAAACCAAUUAUCAAUCCCUUUUUCCUCAUUCCAUAUAUCUUUAUCUUGGAGUACAGGAUUUGAAGAGAAAUCUCUAUAGAAAGCCUGCUGUGUAACUGGAGGAGACUACAACUUUGAUUGGACAAAGAUGUGUGGAGCCCCUAGGGUUCCAGUUUGUCCUGUCCCAGAAACACGUGUGAGUUGGGAUGGUAUCCAUUUGACAGAGAAAGCUUACAAGUACAUGGCAGAUUUCCUCAUGCACAGCAUAACACCAGAAAUCCAAUGUUUUAGGUGCAAUAAUCACUAAGCUUGAUUAGAAAGAUAUUACUAAUUCAAUUGUUUGGUUCCUCAGUUUGGGUCUAGUGUUUUAUCCUUCUUGUUUUCUUUUUUUUUUUUUAAUCUUGUAAGGUAGCCAAUAAACAUUUAUUUGGCCCAUUGGAUUUCGUCUGUAUUUGACAUCAAAGUUAAAAUGUUGCAUUAUAUUGGAUUUCCUUUGGUAGUCA